Molecule: messenger RNA, 4980 nt
Organism: Dipodomys ordii (Ord's kangaroo rat)
Lineage: Eukaryota; Metazoa; Chordata; Mammalia; Rodentia; Heteromyidae
Gene: Ehbp1l1
Product: EH domain binding protein 1-like 1
Exons: 21
Coding region: 113-4696 (1527 amino acids)
Molecular function (GO): protein binding
Source: RefSeq, a predicted model, not a curated record
GGGCGGGACGUGGACGGGAGCGCUGGCGACCAUGGGGACCCCGUCGGGGCCAGCCGACGCGGGCCAGCGGGAGCCCCGGGUCUGAGGAGAGGGCAGCGGAGCGGCGGGGGCGAUGACCUCGGUGUGGAAGCGCCUCCAGCGAGUGGGCAAGCGGGCCGCCAAGUUCCAGUUUGUGGCCUGUUACCACGAGCUGGUGUUGGAGUGCACGAAGAAGUGGCAACCAGAUAAACUGGUGGUGGUAUGGACCCGUCGGAACCGACGCAUCUGCUCCAAGGCCCACAGUUGGCAGCCUGGUAUCCAGAACCCAUACCGUGGCACUGUGGUGUGGAUGGUGCCUGAGAACGUGGACAUUGCCGUGACGCUGUACAGGGACCCCCACGUGGAGCAGUAUGAGGCCAAAGAGUGGACAUUUAUUAUUGAGAACGAGUCCAAGGGCCAGCGGAAGGUGCUGGCCACCGCCGAGGUAGACCUGGCUCGCCAUGCGGGGCCUGUGCCUGCCCAGGUUCCACUGCGACUGCGCAUGAAGGCCAAGUCGGUGAAGGUGGUGCAUGCGGAGCUGAGCCUCACCCUCUCCGGGGUGCUGCUGCGGGAGGGCCGUGCCACGGAUGAUGACAUGCAGAGUCUGGCCAGCCUCAUGAGCGUGAAGCCUAGCGAUGUGGGUAACCUGGAUGACUUUGCUGAGAGUGAUGAGGAUGAAGCUGAUGGCCCAGGGGCCCCUGAGGCCCGGGCCCGGGGUCCCCAGCCAGAGGCCUCCCGGGAGCUGAAGACACUUUCUGAGGAGGAUGAGAGCCAAGGACGGCCCUGGCAGACAGCUGCCAGCCCUUCUAGUGCUAAGGAAACCAGCUCUGCCCCUGUGAGUGCUCCCGCACCCCCGGCCAGGGCCUCCCGGGGGCAGGGGGCAGAGCCAGCUGCUAUAACGGGGGGCCAGGUGGGGCCUAAGGCCCCCAGGCCCCCAGGAACUCCACCGGAGACAAGGUCUUCAGUGCAGCCAGGCCCGGACAUCGCCCCCACCCCAGCCCCUCGGCUCCGGAAAGGCUCUGAUGUCCCCAGGAUCCCAGUUCCCCAAGUGGGGGAUGAGGUCCCUAAGGCCUCCGAGACUUCCCCCGCGGAAGUGGGUUCUUCUGGAGAGACCCAGGCCCAGACAAGCCCUCGGGAAGAGACAGAGGUCCAGGGAGCCAAACUGGACUCCGACGUUGAGAAUGGAGGCUCCAGAGAUGCCCCGGGAGGGCGGAGACCCAAGGCUGAGGAGGGCGACUCUGGGGACAGACCAGUGAUGAGUGGGGUAGACACUGAACAGGGCGCAGGAGUCAGAGGAGUGAAUACAAAGAGGUCAGGGGCCACGGAAGAGAGUUCAGAACUUAGCCAAGCGGAUGCUGAGCAGAGGUCAGAGGUCAGAGUGGCUAUGGAGGAACCCCAGGCUGCAGGCCUGCUGACCAAAGAAAGUCUCAGCAUGACUCCUGAGGCUCCUCCGAGGGGCUCUCAAGGGAAGAUGGGGAUCAGGACCCCAGAAGAGGCUCCCACAGGCCCCAGCCCGUCCCUAGAAGAACCUGUUGGGCAUUCCGGGCCUCUCGACAACCUCAGGGACGCAGCAGUUGCUGCAGGACAGGAGACAGAGGAGGGUGCAGGGGUGAGGGGCAGAGCCCCUGGUGCGGGGAGGACUGGCCUGGAGCAGGGCCCCUCUGCUGCAGCAGCAAACACUGGGCUCCAGGUGAGCAGUUUGCAGGGGACCCCAUCACCAGCUGACCAGGGGGUGCUGUCCUGCCAUCCGAGGGCCUGGGAGGCAGAGGUGGGAGACUCAAGGCUCCUGGGAACAGAGACUGAGCUGGCAGAGCAAGAGGUAUUGGGGAUCCAGAAGACAGAUACAGGGGGAUCAAGGUUCUCAGAAAGAGAUACUGGGACAGCAGCAGUGGAGAUGUUGGAGGCCCAAGGGAUAGAGGCAACAAGAUCAGGGAUCCUAGAGCUAGAGGCCACUGGGAUGGCAGAAUUGGGGAUACUGGCGGCCCAGGGAAAAGAGCUGAAGCCUCCAGGAGAGCUGGGGACAGAGGCUGGGAUACCAGAACCUGAGGUAUUGGGGCCCCAGAAAACAGAGGCUGGGGUUUCAGCAGCUCUGGGGACUAGAAGAGCUGAGGCAGACGUGCUAGAGACCCAGGAGCGAUCUGGGGAUACUGGUAUACUGAGAACAGAAGCUGAGAUAUUGGGGGCCAAGAAAACAGAGAUGGGAGGUUCUGGGAAACUAGAGACCGAGGCUGGUGGGGUAGAGGCUGAAAUAUUGGGGAUCCAGAAGAUAGCAGCUGAGUACCCAGAGGUUCUAGAGACAGAAGCCAAAAUGGCAGAGUCUGGGAUAUUGGGGGCCCAGGAGACAGAAGUGGGCGCUCAGGGACAGAUUUCAGGAACAGAGACGGGAACAUCAGAAAUGGAGCUACAGGAGAGCCAGGAGAUAGCGUCUGUGGGUUUAGGUGAUCCUGGGAUUCAGUCUGAGCGAACAGAGGCCCACCAGACAAAAGUGGGGGAUCCAGAAAUUACAGUGGUAGGAACUGAGACAGCAGAAGCUGAGAUAUUGAGGUCUCAGGAGACAGAAAUAGGGGUUUCUAGGGCCUCAGAAAUAGAAGCUGAGAUGUUAGAGUCUGAGCUAUUAGGGGUCCAAGAGGCAGAGGUAGAGGUUUCUGGGGCUUCAGGAACAGAAGCUGAGACAAAGUCUGAAAUACUGGGGACUCAGGAGACAGACAUAAGGGGUUCCAAGGCUGAGACAGUGGAGUCUGAGAUACUGAGAUCCCAGGAGAUAGAGGUAGGGGGCUCCAGGCCCUCAGGACCAGAAGCUGAGAUAGACUCUGAGAUCCAGGAGACAGAAGGAGAGGGUGCAGGGGCUCUGGUAACAGGAAUGAGGACUGUAGAAACUGAGAUUCUGGGGAAGGAGAUGGCAGGUGGAAGUUCCAGAAUUUCAGAGACAGAAGCCGAGCUAGCUGGGACCCAGGAGACAGAAGUGGAGGGUACAGAGAUCCCAGGGCCAGAGACUGGUGAAGCAGAUGACGAGGUACUGAGGGCCCAAGAGUCAGAAGGCACAGUUCCAGGGGCUGAGGAGGGGGCCCAGAAGGAUGGAGUUUGGGGAGUGCUCAAAUAUGAGGCCUUAAAGGUCCCAUUUCAUCAUCAAGAAUUUUUAGGGUCCCAGAACAUAGAGGCAGAGAUAUCAGGAGCACACGAGGCAGAAGCUAAAGUUUUCACUGACCAGGGGAUAGAGGCUAGGAAAUCUGAGGCGUUAGGGGCUCAGGAAGUAGAAAUGGCAGCUUUAGGGGCUCAGGAAGUAGAAAUGGCAGCUUUAGGGGCUCUAGAGAACAAAUCUGGUAUUUUUGAGGCCCAGGAAACCGAGUCUGGGGUCUUAGGAACCAAGAAGGGGAAAGCAGCUGGGGGAAACCUCCCGGAGGCCAGCCUGACGGAGGCACAGGUGGCCAGUGGGGCAGAGGCUGGGGAGCCCAAGCCCACUGGGGCCUCUUCCCCAGAGGAGCCUGAAGAGGACAGGAGGCUGCCAGGCAGCCAGGUGCCAUGUGCCCAGGUCAGCUCCAGCCAGUCUCUGCUGGAGUGGUGCCGGGAGGUCACCGCUGGCUACCAGGGUGUCUGCAUCACCAACUUCACCACAUCCUGGCGCAACGGCCUGGCCUUCUGUGCUAUCUUGCACCGAUUCCACCCAGAAAAGAUCGACUACGCCGCCCUUGACCCGCUCGACAUCAAACAGAACAACAAGCAGGCUUUCGAUGGCUUUGAAGCCCUGGGCGUGUCGCGGCUGCUGGAGCCGGCGGACAUGGUGCUGCUGUCGGUGCCCGACAAGCUGAUCGUCAUGACUUACCUGUGCCAGAUCCGCGCCUUCUGCACCGGGCAGGAGCUGCAGCUGGUGCAGUUGGAGGGCGGGGGCCGCGCGGGCACCUACCGCUCGGUGAACGGGGAGGCGGGGCCGGUGCCGCCGCCCCGGGCGCACGGCUCCUUUUCCCACGUGCGGGACGCGGAUCUCCUGAAGAAGAGGCGCUCGAGGCUGCGGAGCAGCAACUCCUUCUCGGCGGAUGAGCCGGACGCGGGGGCCGCGGGGGCCGGGCCUGCGGGACUUGGUGCAAAGGAAGGCCCGGUCCCUGCCCCCAGCCCUGCCCCUGGCCCUCCGGCUGCCCCAGCCCUGCAGCAGCCCGCUGGUGGGAGUCCCCCCUCAGAGGAGGAGGUACCCUUAAUUCCAGGGGAGGAGUCUGGACUGCAACGGUUCCAGGACACAAGUCAGUAUGUGUGUGCGGAGCUGCAGGCCCUGGAACAGGAGCAGAGACAGAUAGAUGGGCGGGCAGCGGAGGUGGAGACACAGCUGAGGAGCCUCAUGGAAUCAGGUGUCAACAAGCUGGAGGAGGAAAUGCUGAUCCAGGAGUGGUUCACCCUGGUCAACAAGAAGAACGCUCUCAUCCGUAGACAGGACCAGCUGCAGCUACUCAUCGAGGAGCAGGACCUGGAGCGGAGAUUCGAACUGCUGAGCCGGGAGCUGCGCGCCAUGCUGGCAAUCAAAGAUUGGCAGAAAACCGUGGCACAGCAGCACCGGGAGCAGCUCCUGCUGAAGGAGCUGGUAUCCCUGGUGAACCAGCGGGAUGAGCUGGUCCGUGACCUGGACCACAAGGAGCGGAUCGCCCUGGAGGAGGACGAGCGCCUGGCGCGCGGCAGCGGCGCCGCAAGCUGAGCCGGCAGCUGAGCCGGCGGGAACGCUGCGCGCUGAGCUGAGCCCCGGGACCCGGCUGCCUCCGCGGGGCCGGUGCCCGCUCGCCUUGCCAGGGUGCCUGGACGCCCAGCCGGCGGACCCCAACCCUGCGGUGUCCGCGUGCUCCAGGCCGUAUUUAUUUGUCGGUAUGAAUGUGUGCGUGUGUGUCCCCAAUGGCUCAGGGACCUUGGGGGACCAGGACCCUUGCGCCACCCCCACCCCCCAACCCUUCUUGAGACUCCCUAGCAAUAAAGCCGACACCAACA